AUGAAGUUGUUUUCUCUUGCGCUCGCAACAUUGUUCACUCCCAUCUUCGCCGACAAGGUGCCAUGGGAGCGUCUCGAAAUCGACAAAGCUGUUCUCCUCAUCCUCGAUCUUCAAGUUGGCUUGUACGGUCUUGCAAGAGACUUCGAUCCGACUCUUUACCAGCGCAACUUGCUGGCUCACGCUGCAAUCGGACAGAUCUUCGAUAUACCUGUCAUCUUGACCACUUCUGCUCAGAACGGACCUAAUGGACCUUUGCCAAAGGAGAUUCUGGAGAUGUAUCCUGAUGCGCCUUUGAUCCAACGUAAUGGUCAAGUCAGCGCUUGGGACAACGAGCAUUUCAGAGAUGCCGUGCGUGCGACCAACAGAACUCAGAUUAUAGUUGGAGGAAUAGUCACUGACGUUUGCACCACUUUCCUGGCUCUGGCUCUUCGGGAAGAAGGUUAUAGCGUCUGGGCCAAUGUCGAGGCUAGCGGCACAACUACCGAGUUGAUAAGAGAUAUAAGCAACGAUCGGAUGCGUCAAGCCGGCGUCAACAUUGUAUCGCUCUUCUACAUCGUCUGCGACCUCAUGAAGAACUGGACCUUCGAACCUGGCAUCACCACUAUACUGCCUUGGUUGGAUACUUACUAUCCUGCCUACGGCUACAUCGCAAGAAGUCAUGCGGCAGCCAUUCAAAAUGGUUCAAUUGCACCGGGAGAGCUUGAGCUCAUCUCGUCUGCGAACGGAUCUUUGGAGUUGGAUAAGGUAUGA
This is a messenger RNA of Aureobasidium pullulans EXF-150, 750 nucleotides long. Its product is annotated as Isochorismatase hydrolase. NCBI's taxonomy places the organism in Eukaryota, Fungi, Ascomycota, Dothideomycetes, Dothideales, Saccotheciaceae. The transcript has 4 exons. The coding region runs from base 1 to 750 and encodes 249 amino acids. The record is from RefSeq and is a predicted model, not a curated record.